Messenger RNA from Sturnus vulgaris (Common starling), 962 nucleotides. RefSeq names its product transmembrane protein 18 (gene TMEM18). The record is from RefSeq and is a predicted model, not a curated record. NCBI's taxonomy places the organism in Eukaryota, Metazoa, Chordata, Aves, Passeriformes, Sturnidae. Gene Ontology annotation, cellular component: nuclear membrane.
CGCGCUGCCACCGCCGCCAUGGAGCCCCCGGUGCGCGGCCCGCCGGGGCUGACGGCUGUGCUGGCGAGCACGGACUGGUCCGAGCCCUGGCUGCUGGGGCUGGCCGCCUUCCACCUGCUCUGCUUCCUCCUGACGUGCGCGUCCCUGCAGCACCGCCGGCUGCAGGUCGGGCACUUCCUCUGCAUGGUGGGCUUAGUGUACUGCGCUGAAUAUAUCAAUGAAGUAGCAGCCAUGAAUUGGAGGCUCUUUUCUAAAUACCAGUACUUUGAUUCAAGAGGAAUGUUUAUUUCACUUGUAUUUUCAGCGCCACUUCUGGUGAAUACUAUUAUAAUUGUGGUCACCUGGGUUUACAGAACUUUGAAUGUAAUGACUGAACUAAAGAUGCUACAGCAGAGAAGGAAAGCAGAAAAAGAGAAAAAGAAGUGAAAGCACCAAACACUAUUUUUCUUUCUUCAGUUGUAAUAAUGCCUGUCUGGGUAGUCAGCCCUUCUGUGUGGGUGUGCAGGAACAGAAGUAUUUUUGUGUCCCAUGUCAAGAGGACUUUGUGAUUGUGGCUGUGGACACUGAGGUGAAAGCAGGUAUCUACAGUACAUUUGAGUUGGCUCUGAAAUUAUGAAACCCAGUCUUAACAAGUCUUUGUGCCCUUCAGUGUAAGAUUGUUUUCAUCCAUGACCAAGACUGUUAGGAUUGAUGAGACACAAUCUUCCAGUUUCCAUUUGCCUGUGUAUUUUUUUACUAUGUCUUUUAUUCUGUGCUUAUCAAGUAUCAGUUAUUCUGCUGCUUAAGCCAAUUGGAGCUGUGUUAUGAAUUACAGUAAAUGAGUGCUUUUAUUCAGAAUAACUCAGGAAUCCAUGCUUCUGUGAAGCACUUCUCUUCUUUAUAAAUCAAGUUUCAUACUUCCUAUGUGUACUGUGUGCCAGUGGCAUUUUAUAAAUAAAACUAUCCACUCACUGCAUCUUAAA